UUUGUCCUUCGCUUUGGCCCCAGGACUGCGCUUUUCCCUUUUCUCUGCCUCUUUCUUUUUCCCCUUACUUACUACUACUAGUCAUUCCUUUGCAGACCGAGAAGGAGAAGAAGAAGACCUUCUCGCGCAUUUCUUUGCUCUUGAACGAGGAGUCGUUGCGGUUUUGCACAGAGGAAACUGGUUUUGCAUGGGUGCCUUUUUUUGGAUUUUCAUGCAGCAGAUUUGCAAAAAGUCCCUUUGCAGCUUGGCUGAAGUUUGGUGACUAUUAUGAUGAGCAAAGGAUCGCUUAUUUCGGAGUUGGAGAUUCAAAGAUCUUGACUUUUUCCUCGACUUUAUUUACUUUUGGAAGUGGAUUUUUUUUUUGGUUGUCUUCUACAUUUAUUUUGUUUUGAUUAGAUAUGGAGCCGAGGAAGCCACCCAGGAGCUGAGCCUUUCCUGCAACAAGAAAAGGAAAACAAGGGUCAUCCCUUGGCUUUGAAGGUCAACCCAGGACAAGUAACCUCCUACAUUGAGAUACAGACCUGAUGAAGAUACGGCCAUGGACGAAGAGGCAGCGAUCAAUUCUAUUAUGAAGGAUCUUGCUGCCCUGGGCAAGUGCGGCGGUCUCUUGGACAGCAACAGGAACAAAAACCACGUCCAUUCUAGCAAGCAGUUGCGGAAUGCCAGGAUCAAAUUUGAACAUGAUGGAGAGAAAAGGAUUAUGCAGUUCCAGAGGCCGGUUAAAUUCAAAGAGGUCCUACAGAAAGUCAUGGAUGCUUUCGGGCAGAUGAUGGACUUACAUUAUGCAAACAACGAGCUCCUGAUUCCCCUGAAAUCCCAGGAAGACUUGGACCGAGCUGUGGAACACUUGGACCUCAGCCCUUCUCUCAAGAGCCUGCGAGUCUUCGUGAAAACUCCAAAGAAAACAAACCCUCUGCAGCCCAACAACAGCAAGCAGCAUGAGAUGAGGAUAUCCAAGUCAAUGGGAGACAUCAUGGGAUCCCUGUACAAAGAUGCGGAGAGGACACGGAAGCAUUCGACAGGUUCCUUGCACACAGGUCGAAGUUCUCCACCUCCUGGAAGCGUUCCUGAAGAGCAACAGCAGAUUGCUCGGCAAGGUUCCUACACAAGUAUCAAUAGCGAAGGGGAGUUCAUUCCCGAAACUAUGGACCAAAAUUUGCUGGAAUCCUUCAUCAGUCCAGCUGAUUCUCUCUCAGGAAGCUGCCAGUCCUUGGACCAAUCCGUAGACAGCCCUCCCUUUAGCCAAACCCCUGUUUCGAGACGGAAGAGAGAAGCCAAAGAUAGCCUUGAAUGUCUAGAUUUCGAUAUCCCCUUCUGUGACCGAUUUGGGAAAGGAGGUACCUUCCCAAGGCAGUAUCACCUCUCCCAGACCCGCAAGGACUACAAUGACGGCCGAAGGACUUUCCCUAGGAGUUACGUUCCUCCACAAAACCAAUUCCAGCUCCUUCCAUCCAGCCGAACGAAGAGUUAUAACGGAGACAAGCUUGUCACCUUGCGGUACGAGGAACGCGGAGGCAACAAGUGGUGGCACAACUGCGACAAAAUCUUCCAAGGCUUUGGCUCUUCUCCUGACAAGACCAGGAACAGUAGGUUACCUCCUGCAUUGCAAGCACCUGUGAAUUGGAGGCUUGGGAAAUUAUUGGGCCGAGGUGCCUUUGGAGAAGUCUACCUCUGCUACGAUGUUGACACCGGACGAGAACUUUCUGUAAAGCAGGUGCCUUUUGAUCCCGACAGCCAAGAGACGAGCAAAGAGGUGAACGCUUUAGAAUGUGAGAUCCAGCUGCUCAAAACCCUCCGCCAUGAAAGGAUAGUUCAGUAUUACGGCUGCUUACGGGACGCCGAGGAGAGGAAGCUGUCCAUCUUUGUGGAAUACAUGCCAGGGGGUUCGGUCAAAGACCAGCUGAAAGCCUAUGGGGCCCUAACAGAGAACGUGACUCGGAAGUACACCAGGCAGAUCCUACAAGGGGUUUUCUACCUGCACAGCAAUAUGAUUGUACACAGAGAUAUCAAAGGUGCCAACAUUUUGAGGGAUUCUGCUGGGAAUGUGAAACUGGGAGACUUUGGGGCCAGCAAACGCAUCCAGACCAUCUGCAUGUCUGGAACGGGGAUGAAAUCGGUCACGGGAACCCCGUAUUGGAUGAGUCCCGAAGUGAUCAGCGGGGAAGGAUAUGGAAGGAAAGCAGACGUAUGGAGCGUGGGCUGCACCGUGGUCGAGAUGUUGACGGAAAAGCCUCCCUGGGCCGAAUUCGAAGCCAUGGCGGCUAUCUUCAAGAUCGCCACUCAGCCCACAAAGCCCCAGCUCCCAGAUGGCGUGUCGGACUCUUGCCGCAAUUUCCUCAAGCUGAUCUUCGUGGAGGAGAAGCGGAGGCCCACAGCGGAAGACCUCUUGAGGCACCCCUUUGCCAGCUUCAGCCUCUAGCGGGUCUCCCUGCGAGAGGAAGGAAGGAAGAAAGGAAGGAAGGGAAGGGGGGCAAGGUCCAAAGUCGGUGAAGCGAGUAGCAUCCGUCACCUCCAGAGCCAUGCUGCACACACUUCUAAACCCAACCGAUUUGGGUUCUUCCCAAAUGUGCUGCAUUGCUAUCCUACAUGCCAUGUUGGCCAGGUGGACACCGCAUUGGCAAAGUCUCUAAGCAACACUUCCAUCCGUCUUGACAUUGUGGAGGAUGAUGGGUGGGAUGGAAUGGAGGAGAUGCUGGAUUUGGAGACGAGUGGACCCUCUGUUUGUCACUAGGACACAACGGACUUGGAACAGCCAUUGCAGAACAAAGAAGGUUGACUUUUUCUCGUCCGUAAUGGUUGACUAGAACCAAAUGGACCACAGCAACACUCAGCAAUGGGCAUUGUCUUUGUUGCCAGGUUGCUUUCUGGGAUGAAGCAAAUAUAGAAAUAAAUCCAGAUCAAAGGAAUAAUGGCUGCUGCAAAUGGAAAAGCCAUGACUCUUUAGCAGGCGUCUGAUGCACAUAGUAGCUCCAGCUUUGGGGAGCAAGAGGUUAAAGAGAGUUGUUAUAUAUUUUUUGGUGGUUGCUAUAAUAAUCAGUGGUUAAAGAUAUCGCAAGGAUGGAGCCUGAAAUGAUCUGUAAUCCAGAGGUAGGGUUGCAAAGUGAUCGGGUCGAAUCGAACGAACAUUAGGGGAAUGCCAGAAGGAAAUGGGCAUCCUCCAAAGCUAUUUAUCUUUCCUGUCGACCAAAAGAGAAAAUGAAUUACAUACCUGGCCUACCUAUAACAGAAAUGUUUCUUCGGCCUCUUUUAUUAAAGAUUCUCUACGAUGUGGACCACACCAAUCCAUUUCAUGAUCAGAAUAUGCAUCUACACAGUAGACCUAUUGCAGUUUGACAAUGCUUUCACUGCUGUCGCUCAGUAACAUGGAAUCAUGGGAUUUGUAAUUUUAUAAAGUCUUAGUUUUUCUGCCAAAGAGUGCUGAUGCCUCACCAAACAAUUCCAGGGGUUCUUGGGAGUUAAGGUGGUGCCAAACUGCAUUAAUUCUACAGUGUGAAUGCAUCCAUUGUCUUGAUCAAUUCCCGAAAAGGAAGAGAGCCAUGGCAUUGCCAGCCAACCAGGACAAAGCAAGUGUUUUUAUCCGUCCACUUACUCAGGCCCUUUCUACACUUCUAUAUAAAAUCCAGAUUAUCUGCUUUGAACUGGAUUAUAUGGCAGUGUAGACUAAUAUAAUCCGGUUCAAAGCAGAUAAUCUGGAUUAUAUGGCAGUGUAGAAGGGGCAUCUGUUGAUCAAUGCUGCUAAAUGGAAUUCUAAGUUCUCUGUCCAGAUGUAAUAUCAAUUAUGUGCUUUGCUUUGUAUUUUGAGCAAACGGGAAUGUUUUACCAUACACUUGGCUCGGUUUAUAUAGUACAGUUGGCCCUCUGUAUACAUGGAUUCUGCAUUCAGAUUCCAACAUCCAUAGCUUGGAAAUACAUAUUUAGAAAGCCAAGAAAACAAACCUUAAUUUCGGCACCAUUUUCAAACCAAAAUGCACCAAAGCUAGACACUUUCUUACCGCCCCAAAAGGGAGGAAAAUACAUGCAUUAGAAAACUCACAGGAAUUGAAAAAUAAUUCAUAUAGAAUCUGGACUGAAAGAAACUUGAAAAUUAACUGGAAAUGAAAGUGAAGGCAAGAACAAACCCAUUCUGAACAACUCUUGCCAAUACAACCUUAUGAUACUCCCCUUAGGAUCACUAUACGUUGGAUGGCAUACAACUACAGUGUGUAACUAAGCAAAGAAAAAAUAUUUUUGGGAGCAUCUUUCCAACCAUAAUGCAUUAAAUAAAUGAAGAUAUAUCUGAAUAUUGAGUUUGGAGCCGAAUAACAAUGUUUUGUUUUAUUUUCUAUCUAUGCAAUGCAUUUCAACUUAAGUAGCAUCCAGCCAGUCCUGGCUAAGCAUUUAGAUCAGGUCUCAUUCAUUCCUAUGGAUCGGAACUAUACCAUCAAUGUUAUCUAUGGACUAAAACCCUUAAAGUAGUGUCAAACUGCAUCAAUCCUAUGGUGUAGACCAGGCAUGGGCAAACUUGGGCCCUCCAGGUGUUUUGGACUUCAACUCCCACAAUUCCUAACAGCCUACCGGCUGUUAGGAAUUGUGGGAGUUGAAGUCCAAAACACCUGGAGGGCCCAAGUUUGCACAUGCUUGGUGUAGACACACUAUUAGAAUGGACUGGAAAAUGGACCAAAACAGAAUUUAAUUGAGGUGUGAAUACCUCCUUGUGUGCAGACUAGUCCCAAUUAAUUUGAUUGCAAUUUGGAGUGUCUUGCCAUCUGGAUUCCAUUCUCAGUCCAUAGGGAAACUGGUGGAGAAAAUGCGAAUUCCGUAGAAAUGAAAUGUCAGACGGCUGGGGUUUUUGCAUUGGGCAGGGCUGUUGCUUGACCUACUUUUAUUUUGGAAAAGACUUGUUUACGGAGUUUGUGAGAUGGUGCAACCAAUUCAGAGCCAUGCAACCCUUUAAGUCAUGCACAGAUCUCCGUGCACUCUGUACUAUUACACUAGGUAACAAAAUUUGAAAGAAAAAAAGUUAUGUUCCUGGUUUGGAAGUAUUAUUUCCUGUUUAAUUGUGCGGCCCUUACUUUGAAAAUAGUUGUCAUACUCCAGAAACUUUGUUUUUGUGCCACAAACUAUGAUGAAUUCGUUGAGAUUCGAUUAUGAGAUUGGAAAACUAGAGCAAAAUGUGCUACAGAAUGUCCCUCUUGCAGAAACAAAGUUUUUGCAAUUUAAUUAACUUUUCCCCAUGUCUUUACGAUAGAACCAAUUAGGAAAUGACAUACCUUGUCAAAACGACAAAUCCUAGGCUUCCAUAGUAUUGAGCCACUGCAGUUAUAAAGCGGUGUCAGACUGCAUUAAUUUUACAAUAUAGAUGCCCUAAGAGAGGAAUGAGUGGGACCUGAUGUGAAUGCUUGGUUUGAGACCCUGAUUUAAACCAUUUGCAUCUAAAAAUAAUGCACUGUGCCAAAUCGUAAUAUGGGUUUUAAUGCCGUAUUGCAAAAUUUCCAAUCCCAUAUCAAUGCCACUGUCGAAGACCCUUGACCUUUGGAAAGGGUUAAAUACUAUUGUAUUAUAUUAUUUCAGCUCUGGAAAUACUUUUGUGCAUAGGAAAAACAAGGAAACAAAGAAAGAAACAAACCGUUUGAAUGUACUUUGUUCCAAUGCUGUAAAAAUGCUUCAUUCUUUCUUCCCAGAUGCAUGAAAUAAAGUAUUUUUUAAAUUUUGUGGUAA
This is a messenger RNA of Anolis carolinensis (green anole), 5697 nucleotides long. Its product is annotated as mitogen-activated protein kinase kinase kinase 3. The coding region runs from base 539 to 2419 and encodes 626 amino acids. Lineage: Eukaryota; Metazoa; Chordata; Lepidosauria; Squamata; Anolidae. Gene Ontology annotation, molecular function: protein binding; protein kinase activity; ATP binding. Gene Ontology annotation, biological process: protein phosphorylation. The transcript is spliced from 17 exons. The record is from RefSeq and is a predicted model, not a curated record.